AAGCCGAUGGAAGUGCUCUGCCUUGGCUUCUCGCGCACAGGUACAGAGUCGCUUUGCAACGCCCUCAGGACUCUGGGCUACAACGGUGUCUACCAUGGGUACACCGAGCACGGCCAAUCCGGCGACUGGGCGAUGUGGAACAAGGCGUGCAUGGCAAAGUUCCGUGGAGUCGGCAAGUUCGAUACCGAAGACUGGGACGAUCUACUGGGCGACUAUCAAGUUGUGUCGGAUAUGCCUUGUAUAUUGUUUGCUAGGGAGUUAAUCGAGGCCUACCCUAACGCCAAAGUCAUUCUCUCCACCCGAUCCUUCCACUCCUGGCACCGAAGCAUCACAUCCGUAACCCCACCGCCUUCAGCUCGAUACCUGACUUACUUCCUCUCCUGGUUCCACCCCGCCACCCUCGUCCAAGUCUACACGUCCGCAUUUCUCGUCGUGUGCCAGAAAAUGCCAAGCUGGUCGAGAACCUCCAUGAAAGCCGCUUACGAGGAGCAUAAUGCUUUGAUUCGAGGUUUAGUCCCAAAGGAGAGGUUGUUGGAGUUUCAUGUGAGCAAAGGUUGGGAACCGCUUUGUGAGUUUCUUGGGAAGCCUGUGCCGGACGGGGUGCCCAUGCCGUGUGGAAACGGUGGGGAGGAGUUCAAGGGACGG
Messenger RNA from Pseudocercospora fijiensis CIRAD86, 645 nucleotides. RefSeq lists its product as uncharacterized. The annotation marks the transcript as partial. The record is from RefSeq and is a predicted model, not a curated record. NCBI's taxonomy places the organism in Eukaryota, Fungi, Ascomycota, Dothideomycetes, Mycosphaerellales, Mycosphaerellaceae. The transcript is spliced from 2 exons.